Molecule: messenger RNA, 1290 nt
Organism: Fusarium subglutinans
Lineage: Eukaryota; Fungi; Ascomycota; Sordariomycetes; Hypocreales; Nectriaceae
Exons: 1
Coding region: 1-1290 (429 amino acids)
Source: RefSeq, a predicted model, not a curated record
AUGGGCCAUCCAAUAUCAGACAUUUCACCAGAGCACAACAGAAACGCAAGCACUAUUUCUGCACUUCCGAUAAGCCCUCAGCUGUACGCUGGGAUGGGUGGCUCAAUCCAGCACAUGAAGGCGGAAAUGAAACUAGAGCCUCCAGUUUUAGGGCUCCAGACAAAUCAAGAUCCGAUCAACUUGAUGAAAAGACCGGCCGAAGGCAGCAGUGCACCUCAAAAGAAAAGCCGAAAAACCAAAAGCCACAACGAUGUUGAGGAAUCAGACCGCGAUCGCGAUUAUUACUCUGGAAGCGGUGAGGUUGAGAAAAAGAAAGAAGAGACAUUCGCGUGCCCGUUUUACAGAAAGGAUCCAGUUCGCUUUCUUGAGUGCAUAAGUCUCAGAAUGGUCACUAUAUCGAUCGUCAAGCAACACCUAAAGAGACGGCACGCAGCAAACUUACUUUGCUCUGUCUGCAAACAGGGAUUUCCCUCUCAAAAGUUGUUUGAGGAUCAUUUGCAGAAAGGAACCUGUUCUCGCAGUGUAAUAGAUGGCUCUGAUACUAUACCUCCUCACAUUUUGGAGGCUCUCAAGCUUCGUUCCGAUAGACGCAUAUCGUCAGCGGCUCAGUGGGAGGAUAUUUAUGUGCUUAUUUUUGGGACACUGGAUACUAAACCUAAGCCGUUUCUGGAUGGUAUUGCUAAAGAGAUGACGGGAAUAAUUCGCGAUAUCUGGAGGCACGACGGCAGCCGAAUUGUGUCGAAGUCUGUUCAAGAACGAGGCUUGCCAGCUACCCCAGGACAGCUGCUUGAUUUACUACCGGAGCUUCUCGAUAAGGUUGAGGAUCGAUUCGAAAACAAGCCGCUGAAGCAAGAAUCGGAUGAGCCGCUUCCUAAUAUCAAAGGGGCUAUGACGGAAAACAACAUAAGAGUAAGAGACGACUCUUACCAGGGAUCUACGACUCUAGACCAUUGCCCCGACCCCGGGUUUUAUGCGUCAGACCUUGAUUCCAUCUCAAACUCGGCUUUCCUGCCCAGCGACUUUCUCAAGUCAAUGUCCGUCACUAGUUACAAUUGCGAUCCCCGGUCAGUUGAGGAAGCGUUCGAACUAGAGGAGACUGACUCUGAGUGCGUCACUACUAGCUUUGCAGCGCAUACAGAGGGAUUAGUUUGUAUGACAGCAUUUGACCCUGCUGAUCAUCCCUAUGAUAUCUUCCAGCAAGGUCCUUUAUCACAGACUGCUGGGACAGAAAUCUAUCAAGAUUGGCCUGGGUUAUCAUAUGACUACUCUUUGGACUUCUUAGAGGAGUAA